UGAGAAGAUGGGACAUGGGCACUGAGCGAUGAGGGGGUGGGAAACGUGCUACUAGGGUUGAGGGACUUUCAGUUAUGUUGAGAGAUUGGGGUUGCUUUCCUUAGAGCAGAGAAAGUUAAGGGGAGUCCUAGUAGAGGUAUUGGAAAUGGGGGUGUUUUGAUAGAGCAAAUAGGGUGAAAUUGUUCCCGUACAAGUGGGUCAGUAACAACAGAUGAUUGAUUUAAAAUAAUUGGCAAAAAGAAUUCUGAGGGAAAUUGUUUCACAUGGCAGAUUGAUAUAAUCUGGAACAUGCGCCCUGAAAGGUUGGAGGAAUCAGAUUUGAUCGAGAUUUUGAAAAGAAUUACAGGGAGAAAGCUGGGACUAAGUUGGACAGCUCUUUAAAAGUGUCAACACAAGCACAACGAGCUGUAUGGCCCGCUUCUGACUUAUAAGAUUUUAUAAGGAGGAGGCGGCAAACAUCAAGGGUUAAGAUAGCUUGAAUGUAAGGGAUAGGGCUGCACCAUCUUCAUGAAAGAGUUUAGCUAGUUUUAAUUUGCUUACAAAUAUGUAGAUUUCAAUAAUGCUGAAUUGCAGCAUCUAACAAAAGUAAUAUACCUGUUUUCAUGCUCUUCAAACAAAAAUCAUAAUUUCCCAUAGUUUUCUCCGAUGAAGGCAAUGGCUUCAACCAGGUUUGAUUCUUGGUCUGUGCGCAAGUCAGCUGAGUUCAGCCAGAGUGACAUUGAGAGUUUACACUUCACUCCAGUGGGUCUGUACUAGGGAAGAAGAGCCCUUCUAGAAGCAAAGUGCUUCUGAUUGCUGCCCAGUAACCCUUUGUUGAAAUUGGACUUGUGUGUGGCGAUUGGCAAGAACAGGAUUGGGCUUUCCUUUGAGCUACCCGCUACGAUGGCAGAAACUCCGCAGCACGAUGACCUGGAAACCCUCGGGAGGCUGCGGGUGCAAGACUUCCUUCAGCAUUUCCAGAUGGUCAAACAAGGUGCCGAAGCCAAAAUCUACAGGGGCGAUUUCCUCGGCAAGCCAACCGUUGUGAAGGAGCGAUUCACCAAAUCCUAUCGACACACUGCUCUGGACAAGAAGCUCACGCAUCGCAGGACAACUCAGGAAGUACGUUCUAUCCUUAGGUGCAGGAAAGCUGGUAUUGCAACCCCAGUGGUGUAUUUUGUGGACUACAAUGCAAAUUGCAUAUACCUUGAAGAUUUAGUUGGGGCUAUAACUGUCCGUGACUAUAUAAUUUCUACUCAGAAGUCUGCAACAGAUACAGGGAAGCUUCUUCCCUUGGCUGAAAGAAUUGGUGAGAUCCUGGCAAAAAUGCACGAUGAGGAUGUUGUCCACGGGGACCUCACUACCUCAAACAUGAUGAUCCGACAGCCGGAGGAAGAGUUGAGUUUGGUCCUGAUAGACUUUGGCCUGAGUUUUACCUCUGCUUUGCCAGAGGAUAAGGGAGUCGACCUUUAUGUUCUGGAAAAAGCUUUCCUGAGCAGUCACCCUAACACGGAAAGUGUGUUCAAAGUCUUCCUAAAGAGCUACUCGACUGCUUCUAAAAAGUCAGACCCUGUGAUAAAAAAACUCGAUGAAGUUAGACAGAGAGGGAGAAAGAGAUCGAUGGUUGGAUAGUGAAAAUAUUUUUAUUUUAAUUGAAACAUUUUAUUUUUUCCUAACUUUUAUUUUCAAAGGCUUUAUGAAAAUAUGUGACAAAAUAAAGCCUGAAUUUGUGAUUGUU
This is a messenger RNA of Carcharodon carcharias (great white shark), 1717 nucleotides long. RefSeq names its product TP53 regulating kinase (gene tp53rk). Gene Ontology annotation, biological process: protein phosphorylation. The transcript has 3 exons. Gene Ontology annotation, cellular component: EKC/KEOPS complex; cytosol; nucleus. The record is from RefSeq and is a predicted model, not a curated record. The coding region runs from base 883 to 1611 and encodes 242 amino acids. Gene Ontology annotation, molecular function: ATP binding; protein serine/threonine kinase activity. Lineage: Eukaryota; Metazoa; Chordata; Chondrichthyes; Lamniformes; Lamnidae.